ACGACGGGGUUAUGGACCCAAAUCCAGGCCUAAGUGAGCAUGUGGAUCUUUGGUUAUGGAUCACUUGUAUGGAAAGUGGACUUUCCAUAUCAUCAGCGUGUAGUCGGUUAUAUCAAGGGCUAUAUUCGGAGGUUCUGGCAGGCGAGUAUUGAUCAUCGUGGCGUACCUGGCAAGCCGGGCAGAGUUGUUACUUUAGUUCCAUCGGAGGACCCAGAGGCUCAAGUAUGGGGUGUGGCCUAUGAAAUUCCUCCGGAGCAAGAGAUGAGCGUUACAAAGCAAUUGAACGAUCAAGUGUGGGGCAUGGCAUACAAGAUAAGUGAGGAAGACCAAGAGAAAGUGAUGGCACACCUUGAUCACCGUGAGAAAGAUGGUUAUCAUCGUAAAUGAGUGCUCUUUCACCCCCAAGACACUUCAAUCCAACCUUGGCAGCUUACUCUCUACUUAGGAGCAGAUUCCAAUCCCUUCUAUACAGGUCCAACAAAUGAAGACACCAUUGCCGACAUAAUAGCUUCAGCAGUUGGUCCAAGUGGGCCUAAUUCUGAGUAUCUCUUCCAGUUAGCUGAAGCAAUGAGAGUUGUAGGAGCAUCUGACACUCACCUGUUUAGUAUUGAAACAAAAGUGAAAAAUUCCUUGGGGGUAUGUAGUAAUAAAUGAUCAAUUAAGUUAUUCUCACACCCAAACUAAACUAUAUCAAUACAUUUACUGUAAGUGAAAAAUUUCUUCAGCCUUUGUAGGGAUACAAAGAGACUUAAACUAAACAUUUAAUUACUAUUACUUUCUUUUUGUCAUUUAGUAUUAUAAUAGUUUGUAAGAUAGUAAAUUUCCAAGAGGCAUCAUGCCAUUAGAUCCUCAGAUGAGUUUAUUUUAAGAUAUGACAGGUAUGUUUCACAUUGUUGUACGUUUUGCUUUUAAGCCUUCAUCUUGCCAGUAAUUUGUGUUCCAACUCUUGUGCUGUGUACAAGGUUUAAGCCCAACAUCUAUUUAAGGCUAUCAGUAUCACUAUAGCCUUCUCUAUCAGUUGAGAGGAAAUAUUAUCUCUGCCUGUCAGCAACUUUGAUAGGGGCUAAAUGGUAUUUUAGUACUAUGAGUACAACAGAUUUCCCUUACAGCUCUUCUCCAGGUACCUCCUCUUUUUAGAAAACUUUGUUUAGUGUAAACUCGUAUUUUUAUGCACAGAUUAUAUAGACUACAUCUUA
This is a messenger RNA of Homarus americanus (American lobster), 1196 nucleotides long. Its product is annotated as putative glutathione-specific gamma-glutamylcyclotransferase 2. Gene Ontology annotation, biological process: glutathione catabolic process. Gene Ontology annotation, molecular function: gamma-glutamylcyclotransferase activity; glutathione specific gamma-glutamylcyclotransferase activity. The transcript has 6 exons. The record is from RefSeq and is a predicted model, not a curated record. Lineage: Eukaryota; Metazoa; Arthropoda; Malacostraca; Decapoda; Nephropidae. Gene Ontology annotation, cellular component: cytoplasm.